Molecule: messenger RNA, 1089 nt
Organism: Raphanus sativus (radish)
Lineage: Eukaryota; Viridiplantae; Streptophyta; Magnoliopsida; Brassicales; Brassicaceae
Product: peptidyl-prolyl cis-trans isomerase CYP21-4
Exons: 8
Coding region: 216-929 (237 amino acids)
Biological process (GO): protein peptidyl-prolyl isomerization
Molecular function (GO): peptidyl-prolyl cis-trans isomerase activity
Source: RefSeq, a predicted model, not a curated record
CGUCGAGUAUAGGUGAGGUGGAAUCGCAGCCGUCAGAUAACACGCGGUUGAUCAGAAGAAUCUCUGCAGAGAGAAUUCAAAACCAGCUUUCCAUCGAGACGACGAUACAAAACGACCAAUUCUCCUCACGGUUCCUGUCGUAAAAAAACUCUUUCUUCUUAUUAUCUUUCCAAGAAAAGUUGUAUCAGUCUUUUGCUGUGGGAUAAAGGUUUGCAAUGGCGAGGAUAAAACCUCAGGCUCUUCUUAAUCAAAGCAAGAAGAAGAAAGGUCCAAGUCGUAUAAGUAUCUCCACGAUUGUCGUGUGUAAUCUUGUAGUUGCUGUAGUCGUACUAUCCUUGGUCACUACUUAUCGUCAUUGGUCCCAGAGGUCAAGAAACACACUUGAAACCCAGAGCCAGAGUCAUAGAUUUGAGGACACGAAUGCUGCAUCAGAACAAAAGAGUUACGAUCUUCCUGGUUAUGCCGAUAUAAACACAUCAAAAGGUCUCAUAACUGUGGAACUCUUUAAAGAUGCUUCCCCUGAGGCCGUCGACCGGUUUCUAGAUCUAUGUCAAAAGGAUCACUUCAAGGGAAUGCCGUUUCAUCGGGUUAUAAAAAACUACUUGGUGCAAGCUGGUCACUCCCAGAGCUCGAUACCUGUUGAAGAAUGGACAUCUAAAGGAAAGCUCCGUGGUCGCCUUAACACAAGCCCAAAACAUGAAGCAUUCAUGUUGGGGACACCAAAAACAAAAGGGAACAACAACAAGGACUUCGAGCUUCUCAUCACAACGGCGCCAAUCCCUGAUCUUAAUGAUCAGCUUAUAGUGUUUGGAAGAGUCCUUAAGGGAGAGGAUGUAGUACAGGAGAUUGAGGAAGUGGAUACAGAUGAGCAUUACCAGCCGAAAUCACAAAUAGGGAUCAUUAGCGUUAUACUGAAACGAGAAUUAUGAAAAAAAUGAAAAUCUCUCUUCCUCUGUAUAUGAGGUCCAUCUUCAUACUCGCUGUUUUUCAAAAUCCUCUUUUGAGGUUUUUUUUUAAAACUGAUUAUUUCCUUUUGUUUUGUAAUUUUAUUUGAUCUUCUUGAGGAAAUAGAAUCUUUGUUUAAGUCCA